This is a messenger RNA of Ixodes scapularis (black-legged tick), 2370 nucleotides long. Its product is annotated as mediator of RNA polymerase II transcription subunit 15. Gene Ontology annotation, molecular function: transcription coregulator activity. The coding region runs from base 133 to 2232 and encodes 699 amino acids. The record is from RefSeq and is a predicted model, not a curated record. Gene Ontology annotation, biological process: regulation of DNA-templated transcription. NCBI's taxonomy places the organism in Eukaryota, Metazoa, Arthropoda, Arachnida, Ixodida, Ixodidae. The transcript has 15 exons.
AAACGGAGAUCAGUGGCUAACGUUGUCAGUGGCUGACGCUAGUUGACGCCACUGACGCUGACGCUGCUGACCCUGCUGACGCUGACGAGAGAAAGGCAAAGAGCAAAGUACGCAAACACCGACGCGAGCACAAUGGCGGAUGGUUCACAAGCAGAUCAGAGUUGGCGCACUCAACCCUUCCGACAAAAUGUCAGGGGCAAGAUCGAAGAGGCGAUCCGCCAGGCAUCCAACCCGACCAUCCGGAGUGCUACGGAGAUGGAAAACCACGUUUUCCAGAAGGCGCGGUCCAAGGAUGAGUACCUCUCCUACGUGGCCAGGCUGAUCAUCCACGUGCGAGAAAUGAACUCCAAGAAGGCCCCCCAGCCCGGCUUGGCCCCCAACGGGACCGUGAUGGGGGUUCCCCCCGGGGGCCCCCCGCAGGGCACUCCCCAGGAUCCCAUGAUGGCCCUGCGCUCCAUGGCCACCCAGGGGGCCCAGGGCAUGGAGGGGGGGGCCCCACAGCCUCCGGGAGGGCUCAACCCACUGGCCAUGCAGCAGCCCAGGCUGAUGCAGGUGGGCAACAUGAUGAUGGCCCCCCAGUCCCAGCAGGGCCCCAUGCAGGGCCCUAUGCAAGGCCCCAUGCAGGGGCAGCUUCAGAACCAGCUACAGAGCCAGCUGCAGGGUCCCAUGCCUGGGCAGCUGCAGGGGCAGCUGCAGGGACAACUGCAGGGACAAUUGCAGGGGCAGCUGCAGGGGCAGCUUCAGGGGCAGCUACAGGGCCAGCUACAGGGCCAGCUGCAGGGCCAGCUACAGGGCCAGAUGAGGCCCCAGCAGGGCCAGAUGAUGGGCAACUGCCUCUCCCUUCCCAUGCAGAAGCUCAGGCCGCAGGGACCCGUCCCCAACGUGGCUGUGGCUCCGCAGCAGCCGCCGCAGCAGUCGCAGCCCCAGCCACAGCCGGUCCCCGGGGUGGCACAGUUCCAGGGACAGGCGGCCACCGGCUCGGCAGUUACGGCGCAACUGGCCGUGCCCAACACCGUCAACGUGGCCCCCGUGGGGUCGAGCCAGGGUCCCGGAAGUAACCAGGCGGCCGUGCCCUCCCCAGUUGCGCCCAUGUCCAACAGCGUGCCUAGCCAGAUGGUACCAUCCCCGGCUGGUGGCUACGCGCCCAGUCCGUCGUCGUCCCAGGUGGUGCCCUCGCCGGCGGGCAGCUUCCUGGGACGGACCCCGGGCACCAUGGGUGCCCCCUCUCCAGGGAGUACCCUGAGCACCCCAGGCAAUGUGGGCGGAGCCACGCCCAGCCCGGCUGCCCGGAGCCAGUCGGACGACCAGGCCUACCUGGAGAAGUUGAAGCAGCUCUCCAAGUACAUUGACCCCCUGCGUCGCAUGAUCGCCCGCAUCGACAAGGACGAAAAUCGCAAGAAGGAGCUGAGCAAGAUGAACAACCUGCUGGACAUCCUGUCUGACCCCAACAGAAGGUGCUCCAUGGAGACGCUGCUCAAGUGCGAGCAGGUGCUGGAGCGGAUGGAACUCAAGGAGAAGAUUGCAGAGGGCUUCGGGGCGGCGGCCCCCGCUCCGCGUGCCCCCGAGCAGAGCCUGUGCCAGCCGCUGCUUGACGCGGUGGCGAGCCACCUCAAGUCGCCCAUGUUCAACCACACCCUGCACCGGGUGUUUGGGCCCGCCAUCACCACCCUGCUGGGGCCCUCGCCCAGGGGGGCGUGCGUGAGCCCCCCCGCCAAACGGCGCCGCGUGCCCGAGGAGGGCCUGGAGAUCCCAGACCUGCUGCAGGGGGAGAUUGCCCACCUGGACCAGCGCUUCAAGGUGCAGCUGGACCCCAGCCAGCACACGGGCUCUCGCACCGUACACCUCAUUUGCCAGCUGGACGACAAGAACCUGCCGUGCGUUCCUCCGAUCACGGUGGCGGUGCCAGAGAACUACCCCAGUCGGCCUCCCCAGUGCAACGCCAGUAGGGACCAGUACGACUCGACGCAGUUCCUGAGGAACAUUCUCCAGUCUCUGGACAUGCACUUGGACAAGAUGCCCGAGAAGUACUCCGUCACAUCCCUCCUGGACACAUGGGUCAGUGUCACUCCGACUGCUCGCGCUCCACCAUUGCAUGGAGCACGCGAGACAAAACGGACGAGCGAGUCUUCGGCUCGGGAAAGUGAUGCCGGAGUAAGCUUUUCAAUAGAAGGCAUUGGAAGUCUACGCCCUCCACGAAAAGCUGGGCUUGACCGCAUGGCCGUACCAAACUAAUCAGUCGCUUCGGCCUUCUUUUCUCGCGAAAGUUACUUCGUAAGUUUGCCCGUGCGUGUGAUCCCCACCGUGAUCCAUUACUUGGAACUGCCUUGCUAAACUUGGUAUACAUACAUGCUGUUUGAUGGAAUUAGAAGA